CGCUUGUUAAUCUAAGCCUCUCAAACAGGAAAUGACUAUGAGUUCUCUGCUACCGAGGCUUUAGUUGAAGAGCAUUUGUGGUUAUCAACCAGUUGAGAGUUUCCUUCAGUGAGAACAGUUGUGUGUGAUGGCCCAGACUAAAGAUCCAAACUUUGGGCAUUCAUCAGGCACCAACUCUGCCCUUCAGAGGCUGGACACGUUAGCUAGCCGAUUUUUUUACAAAUAUCGGAAAGGGCACCAGGAGAAAGGAUUAGAGAAUGAGGGGCCACAUGUGUCAGAGUAUACCAUCCUUUGGGAUGCAACAAUGAAAGAAUUCCUGGCAAAAGCCAAAGAGGAUUUCUUAAGAAAAUGGGACUGUCAGCCACAGAGCACAUCGUGUCUAGAUGACUUUGACAGACUGAAAACUCUUGGCACUGGAUCUUUUGGAAGAGUAAUGCUAGUCAAGCACAGACAGUCGGCACGGUACUAUGCUAUGAAGAUUCUGGACAAAGAAAAAGUGGUGAAGCUUAAACAGAUAGAACACACAUUAAACGAGAAGAAAAUAUUACAAGCAGUGUCCUUUCCUUUCCUUGUGAAGCUGGAGUUCGCUUUUAAGGAUAAUUCAAAUUUAUACAUGGUCAUGGAAUAUAUCCAAGGCGGUGAGAUGUUCUCACAUCUGAGACGGAUUGGAAGAUUCAGUGAGCAGAAUGCACGGUUCUACGCUGCUCAGAUUGUUCUGACGUUUGAGUAUCUUCAUUCUCUAGACCUCAUCUACAGAGACCUUAAACCUGAAAACUUGCUCAUUGACCAUCAGGGAUACAUACAGGUAACAGACUUUGGCUUUGCCAAACGAGUCAAAGGCAGAACUUGGACAUUGUGUGGUACACCAGAGUACCUGGCGCCAGAGAUCAUUCUCAGCAAGGGCUACAACAAAGCUGUUGACUGGUGGGCACUGGGUGUUCUGAUCUAUGAAAUGGCUGCUGGAUACCCACCUUUCUUUGCUGAUCAACCUAUUCAGAUCUAUGAGAAAAUUGUAUCUGGCAAGGCACGAUACCCUUCACACUUUAGUUCAGACCUGAAGGAUCUUCUGCGCAAUCUGCUGCAAGUGGACCUCACAAAGCGAUUUGGCAAUUUGAAAAAUGGGGUCAGCGACAUCAAAAACCACAGAUGGUUCGCUACGACAGACUGGAUCGCAAUCUAUGAGAAGAAGAUUGACGCUCCCAUUAUACCGAAGUGCAGAGGGCCUGGAGACACAAGUAAUUUCGAUGAGUACGACGAGGAAGACAUUCGGGUAUCUGUCACAGAGAAAUGUACAAAAAGAGUUCUUGGAGUUUUAGGGUCUUUGUAAAUGCUUUAGUAGGAGUUUACAUGAGUAUUUUGUUUGCACCUUCAAAGCUGAAUCCAAGAACAUCAGUUUUAUUUCCACAUUGCUUCAUUCAAAUAUACUUUGAGAGAUUUGGAAAUUCACACAAGUCUUUAGCAUUGAGCUGAACGGUGCAUGAAGUUUAGUCUACUGCAUUGAAAUAAUAUCUGGAAAAAUGUUUGAGUGAAUUUGAGUUUUUUAUGUUGCUUUCCUUGUGUUCAUCUUUUAUAGGAUAAUUAAUUUAUAAAAUGAAUUCCUGUGUUGAUUUUUUUUUUCACUUGUGUCUGUUAGACAUUAAAGAAAAGUGUAUGUUCGUUAUGAAUACAUGAAAAAAACUCAAUUUCCCAUCACGUUCAAGCGUGUAUGUGCACGAUAUCUGUGGAAUAUGCAUGCUGAAGAGACCUUUUGGUUGUUCAGAAAUAUCGAAAGGUAAAGAAAGUAUGAUUUAAAAAUCAUGCAAAAUAUCUAACAGCGGUAACACAGAUCUUGCACUGAAAUUGUAAUGAAAAGAUGCCUUGGAUUUGGGCACCAGUCUUCCUACUUAUGGACCAUGUGAAUACUUUUAUUUUUAAGGGAAAUUUUAUAUCUACUGUAAAGAUUAUUCUGUACAAUUUUGGGACAAAUUAUUUUGACACUGAAUAAAAGAAAAUUAUUCUCAUUGC
Molecule: messenger RNA, 2004 nt
Organism: Labeo rohita (rohu)
Lineage: Eukaryota; Metazoa; Chordata; Actinopteri; Cypriniformes; Cyprinidae
Gene: prkacba
Product: protein kinase, cAMP-dependent, catalytic, beta a
Exons: 10
Coding region: 128-1327 (399 amino acids)
Biological process (GO): peptidyl-serine phosphorylation
Cellular component (GO): nucleus; cAMP-dependent protein kinase complex
Molecular function (GO): ATP binding; cAMP-dependent protein kinase activity
Source: RefSeq, a predicted model, not a curated record